AUGGAGGUAAUUGAUCUGGAUUUUGACUUCUUUGUAGUCAGAUUUGCCAAUAGGGUCGACUAUGCUCAUGUCUUCACCGGCGGACCGUGGGUCAUCAUGGGGCACUACUUGGUGAUCCAACAAUGGAGACCGAUGUUUAUUCCUGCUAAAGGUGAACUGACCAGAGUCGCAGUUUGGUUCCGGGUUCCAGGCUUUCCUGUGGAAUGCUAUGAUCAGGAGGUUCUUCAGGAAAUUGGCAGGAACGUAGGCAGAUUCGUCAAAGUGGAUGACCACACCUGGAACACUAUGGCCGACAAAGGACAACGAGGGGCUGCAACUGAGCGUGCACGUUUCGCAAGGAUCUGUGUCGAAGUCGAUCUCAGAAAGACUCUUGUUUCCAAGUUUGUCUUUGAGGAUGAGGAGUUCAAGAUUGAAUAUGAAGGCUUGAAUAUGAUUUGCUUCGAAUGUGGCAAAUUUGGCCAUAAAAAAGAGACAUGUCCUCAUCAGAAAGGGGAUACCGGCGCUCAGAAUGCUACUGAACAGAACAAGGAGGCCCAACCAACUACUCAAGGGGAAGACUUUGGCCCUUGGAUGAUAGUGAAGCGGCCGUCGAGAACCACCGCAAGGCGACCGCCACCAAAACCAGCUGGCGGCAAGGGAGGUGGCACUAGGUUUUCCGUUUUGGAAACUAUGGACAUUGACGGAAAUCAAGGAAUUUCCAAUUUUACUUCUGGUAAUCCCGAGAAUUCCGGUCAGAUUCAAAUUCCCAAGUCAAAUCAGCCGGCAAGGAAUAUUCCCUCUGCAGAAGUUGUUAUGGACAAAUCUGUGGGCCCCACUUCCUCAAGUAAUUCAAAAAACUAUAAGAUUAUGUCGGGUGGGCAGUCUACAAAUUCCAGCACGAGUCUUGAGGAGACUAAUGAUGAGCCAAUUAUGGCUGCACCAACCGUUACGAAUCCUGUGCCAACCCUAGCCCUACAGUCAAGCGUCAAGAAUCCAGGGAAAGUCAAUCCCAAUCAUGAUGCGUACUUUGCUCCGGAAAGGGCUGACGUCACCAAUCCUAGACCCACACCGCCGCCCCAGCAGAAUAAAGUGGGUCCCGCUUCCUCCUUGGGUGCUGCUUCUAAAGGGGUUCCUCUCCUACUUAAAGAUCUUGUUUUUAGACAUCAUGUUUCUUGCAUAGCUCUUUUUGAGCCUAGAGUUAGUGCCACCAAGCUUCCCAUGAUCAUGAAGACAGUAGGUUUGGAUGACUGCUUUGUGGUGGAAGCGGAGGGUUUUUCUGGUGGUAUUUGGAUCUUUUGGUCCAAGAGUUGGGGUUCAGUGGAAGUGUUGUAUUCCCACCGUCAACUGGUCCACUUACGGAUUAAACCUAAUAAUGGUCAACCACACUUUCUAGUCACCUUCGUGUAUGGCAGUCCAAAUGUCUCUCUUAGAGACUUUCUUUGGAGGGAAUUGCGUCAACUUGCCUCGCACAUAACGGAGCCUUGGGUUGUCAUGGGCGAUUUCAAUACCUACCUUCAUGCUUCUGAUAAAGUGGGAGGUGGCCCUCCAAAUAUGUUAUCCAUGUCAAAAUUCAGGAACUGUAUAGAGGAAUGCUCUCUCUCUGACCUUGGUUUCAAAGGCCCCCCUUUCACUUGGGAGGGUAGAGGAGUAAAAGAGAGGAUCGAUUGGACACUGGGGAAUGACCAAUGGCUUGCAUAUUUUCCGGAAGCUUCAGUCCUCCAUCUUCCCAAACUUAAGUCUGAUCAUAAACCUAUGCUUCUUCAGUUAUGUGAGAAUCAGGAAGAUGUGGCUCUUCGCCCCUUCCGCUUUAUGGCAGCGUGGCUAACCCAUGAGGAUUUCCCUCGCCUUGUUGAAUCCUCUUGGAACAAUCAGGAAGCUUGGAUCCCUGCUUCUGAUAAGUUCAGGGAAGAGGCUAUCUCUUGGAAUAGAAAUAUUUUUGGUGAGAUUGGUCGAACCAAAAGGAAACUUAUGAGAAGAUUAGAGGGAAUCAAUAAUAGGCUCCGUAUGGCUCAUGUCCCCUACCUUGUGAAGCUUCAAGAUCGGCUUUGGAAAGAGUACCAGAAGGUGUUGUUCCAAGAAGAACUUCUUUGGAAGCAAAAAUCUAGAGUUUCCUGGCUUAAUCAUGGAGAUAAGAACACUCGAUUCUUCCACACCGCCACAAUGACGCGCCGCAAGCGUAACAAAAUUGAAGCUUUAUCCAAUGACGAGGGAGUGGUGAUUACCAAUCCGCACACCCUCCGUUGCAUGGCAGUGGAAUUUUUCCGCCACCUUUACACGAGCUCAGGAGAUACUGUAACAUACCACAUCAGAGAUGCCUUCCCACAGCUUCCUGAAGAUGAACUUCGAGACAUCUCCAAACCGUUGCUGGCUGAGGAGAUUAAACAAGCCGCUUUUAGCAUGGGGGCUUUAAAGGCACCUGGACCAGAUGGCCUCAACCCACUCUUCUUCCAAUCACAAUGGCAUGUCAUUGAGCAAUCAGUGGUUAAUUUUAUUCAUGAAUGCGUUCAGAGACCAGAGAAAAUAAAAGAGGAGGUGCUCCACUUUAUGCGCUACCUGAAGCGUAAGAAAGGUUGGCUAGCUAUAAAGGUUGACCUAGAGAAGGCUUAUGAUAGACUCGAUUGGAACUUCUUAAGGGAUACUCUUUUGGAGGUGGGCCUAGAGCAGCAGCUUUGUGAUUUGAUCCUUAAUUGCGUCUCCUUGAGCUCCUUCCAAAUCAUGUUCAAUGGCAGCAAAACUGAUAGUUUUACUCCCACUAGAGGUAUUCGCCAAGGGGAUCCUCUAUCACCAUACUUGUUUGUCUUGUGCAUGGAGCGUUUGGCCCAUCAUAUCCAAAGGGAGGUAGAUAAUUCUAAUUGGAAACCUAUCUAUCUCUCUAAACAUGGUCCGCCUAUUACACACCUCUUUUUUGCAGAUGAUCUUUUACUCUUUGGAGAAGCCUAUCCUCCUCAGGUUAAUAUUAUGAUGAAGUGUCUUGAUGAGUUUAGCAAGGCCUCCGGUCAGAAGGUUAGCAAAAACAAGUCUCAUAUGUUUAUUUCCCCUAAUGUGCACCGGGAUGAGGCUCAUUUCCUAAGCAGAUUGGCAGGCAUCCAUCUUACAUCAGAUCUGGGAAAGUACCUUGGGGUCCCUCUCCUACAUAAAGCUCCAACAAGAGCUACUUACAACUUCAUCCUCGAGAAAGCUCAGAAGCGGUUAUCGUCUUGGAAAGCCUCUACGCUAAGCCUAGCAGGGAGAGUGACUUUGGCGAAAUCGGUUGUGGCAUCCUUACCGUCAUAUUGCAUGCAAACCAUGUUGAUUCCGAAAUCCGUUUGUGAGAAGUUGGACCAACUUCAAAGGAACUUUGUGUGGGGCUCUGAGAAUGGGAAAAGAAAGGUUAGUCAAGUUAGCUGGGAAGUAAUCUGCAGUCCCAAGAAGCAAGGCGGCCUUGGUUUUAGGAGAACUUCUGAUUUCAAUGAAGCUCUCCUCAUGAAGGCGGGUUGGGAACUAAUCCAUAACCCCAAUUCGUUAUGGGUGAGGGUCCUCCGUGGAAAAUAUGGCUGCGGAACUAAUGUGGUUCCAGAGGUGAAUAAGAACAAUCGGGAGUCGCUUAUCUGGAGAGGCAUCCGCUCUACUUGGCAUCGGGUGAUAUCGGGCUGUAGCUGGAAUGUCAGGGAUGGCACAUCUGCUCGCUUCUGGAAGGACCCUUGGAUAAUGUCAGGUCAUGUUCUGCAGAACUUGGCAACAAACCCAAUUCCCCAUCACGAUAUGGAUCUCCCUAUGGCAGAUUUCUAUGACUUAGACAGAGGUUGGGAGUUAGAUCACUUUCAGCAUAUAUUACCUCGUGCAAUAGUUGAGGAGAUCACCACUUUCCACUCAGUGCAACCAGACGGUGGUAGAGAUGAAGUUAUGUGGUCCGGGACACCAUCUGGAGAAUUCUCUACUAAGUCUGCCUACGACCUAAUUUGUAAUGAUCACUCUCAUCGUCAAGAAGAGAGCAUUUGGAAGCUUAUCUGGAGUAUCAAAGGACCUCAACGGGUUCGAGUAUUUCUCUGGAAGCUGUGUAAUCGUGGGGUUUUGACGAAUGCUAUUCGAGUUAGAAGGCACAUGGGAGCCUGCGACCUUUGCCCUAUGUGCCAAGCCGCGACGGAAGACUAUUCUCACAUUUUUCGAGAUUGUGUUGCGGUACGCUCGUUCUGGACAUCAGCCAUGGCAGGGAGAUCUUCAAUCGCCUUCUUCGAUGCAGAUUGGCCUACAUGGGUAGCUGCCAAUAUCAGUGGUCAGUUCCAAGGUCGAAUGGGGGUCGAGUGGCCUCGCUUCUUUGCGUCGACUUUGUCUGCCAUUUGGAGGAUGAGAAAUGACUUGGUCUUUAAUCAUCACCCUCACAGUACUGCUCGCAUUUGGUACUUCAUGCGAGCUCUUGGCAUGGAGGAAAGUACAUCUUCUUCUGUUCAGGCCCCCUCUCUAUCGACUCUCCAAGGGCAGCAUCAAGGAAUUUUUGAUUGCAGUCCAACGCGAAAUACCUUGUCUGGUUGGAUCAAACCGGAUGCUGGGUGGCGCAAAAUUAACGUAGAUGGUGCCAUGAGCUACGAUCGCCAAGCUAGUUGUGGUGGGGUUAUCCGUGAUGAGAUGGGGCGCUGGUUAAGGGGUUUUAGUUGGAACUUUGGAACCUUUUCUUCAGCUAAUGUUUGCCUCACGGAACUGAUGGCGGUGAAAGCAGCGGUAGAGGCAGCCAUGAGCUUAGAUUUAUCACGUGUGAUAGUUGAAUCUGAUUCCUUGGAUGUUAUUAACCUUCUUCAUGAGCCAGUCUCUACUUCUCAUCGUUAUGGACAUGUUGUCUCGUCUAUCCUGCAUCUACAGCGAGAGCACGAGUCUCUUGUCUUCCAAUAUACUCCGCGGGAAUGCAAUUCAGUUGCAGAUUUCAUUGCGAAAGUUGGGCUCAGCCUCCACUACGGGCAACACUGGUUCGAACACCCUUUUGGGGAGUGUCAUUCCCUCAUCUUGCGGGAUGCUCCUAUGAGUAGCUCUAUUGCUACCUCUGCUUAG
Lotus japonicus is the source of this 4998-nucleotide messenger RNA. RefSeq lists its product as uncharacterized. Bases 1 to 4998 code for a protein of 1665 amino acids. Gene Ontology annotation, molecular function: zinc ion binding; nucleic acid binding; RNA-DNA hybrid ribonuclease activity. The record is from RefSeq and is a predicted model, not a curated record. Lineage: Eukaryota; Viridiplantae; Streptophyta; Magnoliopsida; Fabales; Fabaceae. The transcript has 3 exons.